AUGCCAGCUCCUCUGGAGACCUGCCUCUCCGACCUUGACUGCGCUAGCAGCAGCAGCAGCAACAGCAGCAGCGACCUGUCCAGCUUCCUCACCGAUGAGGAGGACUGUGCCAGGCUCCAACCUCCAGCCUCCGCCUCGGGGCCGUGCGCGCCGGCCCGCAGGGUCGCUCCGGGGGCUACUGGGACAUCCGAGGUUCCAGGGGUGCAGGACGAGGAGCAGGAGCGGCGCCGCCGUCGGGGCCGGGCUCGAGUGCGCCCCGAGGCGCUGCUACACUCUUUACGCAGGAGCCGGCGCGUCAAAGCCAACGACCGCGAGCGCAACCGCAUGCACAACUUGAACGCUGCGCUGGACGCACUGCGAAGUGUGCUGCCCUCCUUCCCGGAUGACACUAAGCUCACCAAGAUCGAGACGCUGCGCUUCGCCUACAAUUACAUCUGGGCUCUUGCUGAGACACUGCGCCUGGCGGAUCAAGGGCUGCCCGGGGGCGGUGCCCGGGAGCGCCUCCUGCCUCACCAGUGCGCCCCCUGCCUGCCCGGGCCCCCGAGUCCCGCCAGCGAUGCUGAAUCCUGGGGCUCCGGUGCCGCCGCCUCCCCCUGUGCCGCCGCUGCCUCACCACUCUCUGACCCCAGUAGCCCCGCUGCCUCCGAAGACUUCACCUAUGGCCCCGGCGACCCCCUUUUCUCUUUCCCCGGCCUGCCCAAAGACCUGCUUCACACAACAUCCCGUUUCAUCCCUUACCACUAG
Molecule: messenger RNA, 744 nt
Organism: Castor canadensis (American beaver)
Lineage: Eukaryota; Metazoa; Chordata; Mammalia; Rodentia; Castoridae
Gene: Neurog1
Product: neurogenin 1
Biological process (GO): positive regulation of transcription by RNA polymerase II; axon development; forebrain development
Cellular component (GO): nucleus
Molecular function (GO): protein dimerization activity; E-box binding; DNA-binding transcription factor activity, RNA polymerase II-specific
Source: RefSeq, a predicted model, not a curated record